UUGUUUUUUAGUUAAUUCUGCUGACCGAAUAAUCCGUGUGUAUGAGAGUGGUGAAGUGUUGGCAUGUGGUAAAGAUGGUGAACCAGAACCAAUACAAAAAUUACAAGAUUUAGUCAAUAGGACACCAUGGAAGAAAUGUUGCUUCUCUGGUGAUGGAGAAUACAUAGUUGCAGGGUCGGCACGACAACACGCUUUGUAUAUAUGGGAAAAAAGUAUUGGAAAUUUGGUGAAAAUAUUACAUGGUACACGAGGAGAAUUAUUAUUAGAUGUUGUAUGGCAUCCUGUUAGACCCAUUAUAGCCUCAGUAUCUAGUGGUGUGGUAUCAGUAUGGGCACAGAACCAAGUAGAAAAUUGGAGUGCUUUUGCUCCUGAUUUUAAAGAGUUAGAUGAAAAUGUAGAGUAUGAAGAAAGAGAAAGUGAAUUUGACAUUGAAGAUGAAGACAAAUCAGUAGAGGAUCCUGUUGAUUCUAAUACGCUAGAAGAUGAAGAAGUGGAUGUUACAACAGUUGAUUCUAUUGUGGCGUUUGUUAGUAGUGAUGAGGACGAUGAAGACAAAAAUGCACUAUUAUAUUUACCAAUAUCACCAGAGGUGGAUGAACCUGAAGGGGGAUGGGGUCCAGCAACAGCUGAUCCUACUGAUGAAGCCAGCCUCACAUCACAACAACAACAGCAGCAGCAGCAGCACCAACAAAAACGAAGUGGUGAUUUAGCUUCGCCUUCACCCAAGAAGAAAAAGGUCAAAACAGUCGAGAUUGAAAUGGAAGGUGCUCCAUUAGAUGAAAUUCAUCCGUUGUUGAAUACCAAAGGAGAUGGAAAAUCACGGAAAAAGAACACGCAAAGUAAAAAAAAGAAAACAUCAAAGCAUCGGGAUACCACUGAAAGUAGAGACUCAACCAGUGUGCUGUCAACAGAAGAUUUAAUCACAGAGGCUUAACACACUUUCAUCUACAGCAUUCCUUUUAUUUUUUUUUUAAAAUAGGUUGUUGCUAAUGCAAUGUCAAUUCAUAGUUUUUUUUCUAUCGUAAAUUAAACCAUUGCUUUGAAAGUGACAAUUGCCGACACCAUUUUGUAAAUAUAUUUCCAUGUUUUAUCAUUCAUAUAGUUUAGAUGUAUAUACAAUAAACUACAAUAUGAUCUUA
This is a messenger RNA of Saccoglossus kowalevskii, 1139 nucleotides long. Its product is annotated as retinoblastoma-binding protein 5-like. Gene Ontology annotation, molecular function: protein binding. Gene Ontology annotation, cellular component: Set1C/COMPASS complex. The record is from RefSeq and is a predicted model, not a curated record. Lineage: Eukaryota; Metazoa; Hemichordata; Enteropneusta; Harrimaniidae.